Pocillopora meandrina is the source of this 2998-nucleotide messenger RNA. Lineage: Eukaryota; Metazoa; Cnidaria; Anthozoa; Scleractinia; Pocilloporidae. The record is from the annotation of a GenBank genome assembly.
AUGGCAAACACUUCCGAUUUAUACUCAAGCCGCACUGGGAAAUUAACUUUGCCAAAAAGAGCAACAUUUCUAGACGAACUUGCGGAAGAAGCUGAGUUUUACCAGAUCCAAGGGAUUCUAGACGAGUUAGUAUUUAAAUUACCGGAAUAUUUUGAAGAAUCAGUGAUUCUGACGAAUAAAGAACACUGAAGCGUGUUAAAUGGUUGGUUGUCUCCACCAGAGGGAAAAUGGAAGCUUCCAUUCCCAGGUUCCCGAGAUGGUUUCCAAGCUGAAACGUUUCACUCCAAACGAGACAACAAAGGGCCUACUGUCACCAUCGUGAAGAGUGGAAAUUGCGUUUUGGGAGAAUUCGCUGAAAUAUCGUGGGACAGUAAGUAUGUUAGUUGUGACAGGGUUAAAUACUGGUAUUUUUGGUCACAUUUCGCGGCAUUAAAUAAUACAUUUUUAGUUGAGGGAUAUUUCAAAAUACCUAAGAUAACAAAGCGCAACGAGACAACAAGACGUAAUAAAGAUAGAAAAAGCUUGGUUAGGAUCUUUGGCAUUGCAAAAGUCAAGGAAAUUAGAAUGAAAUAUCAAUAGAUUUAGUGUAAAAAAUUUCUUUAAACUUUCCAAAUAUUGACACGCAUUGCAAAUGAUAAACAAGAUGAACAGUAAGUGUCCAGAACUCAUUCAAGACGAUUUUUAAAGGUUUGCUAUGCCUACUUAAGGUUGACGCGUUAUUUUUAUGUUUUAGUCACGGUAAUAAGAAACAAGUUACAACAUAUUAGUUUUAUAUGCAAGAGGUGUCUCUUUAGCGAAGGAGGCUCGACGUUGAUAGCAGUAAUAGCCCCUCUCACCAGGCCCCUCUCCUAGAUUGAACUCUUUCAAAAGCGCAUCAGUUUCGAUAUCGAGAAAAAUCCAGGCACAUCAUUUGAAGUUUUAUCCAUAUUUUCGAAAUAUUCUCAUUUUCUUAGAGGAGUAAUGAUACAAGGGUCAUUUUACCCGGUAAGACUGGUACGUUAACCCAGCUAGAAUACGUAAUUGCCCAAUGUCUAUAUUUAGUGCUUGUUGAGUAUAAUGCCUUGUUUAAGAUCGUCAAAACAUUCUCUGUUUUUUGAUCGACGAGUAAUCGAUUACGUAUGUCAAGAGAUAUUAAGCUAUUCAAAACACCACUUGUCUCGACACUUCGCAGCAAUUAAAAGAUCUUGAAGACAUUUAUGUUUUACCUCUCUUCCCAAAGUUGAAACAAUGAAAAAGGAAAACUAAAACCCCAUUCACACCAGAGCUUAAACAUGUUUAAAGUAGUUUUCUCAAACAAGGUUUGAAAUUGUUUUUCUUCAGAGAAACUGCUUAAACCGAUGUUUGUAGGCCUUAAACUCAGCGCAUUGAAAUUACAAGUUAGUGACUACUUAAAACCUAUGGAAAAACCAGCUUUCCAGUUCACCGUUUCUGAGUUUUCAUUGAGUUAAACCAGGUUUAAAUAAAACAUAUUUGAUUACGAUAUGGCCACUUUUUCAGCAGAUGUAUUGAUGUCUUAUUCCAAAAAAUAUAUUUCGAUUAUUCAUGUUCUAUAAUGCCAAUAACAAUUCUGAAGCAAUAUCUCUGAAUUACAAACAGGCAUCAGUAGAUUGGUAAGUACAGCUUACAUCGGUACCAAAAAGAAGACCAGUAUAGGUGCAUCGGCUCUAGGAAAAAAAUAGCGCGUGAAGCUUAUUUGGAAACCACCCUGAACAAAGCCAUGCGCUCAAAAAUCGCACCAAGAUCUUUUUCCGUUCUUUCUUAAUCGAAGUACAUGUUUUCAAACUCCAGAUGAAAAACAAAUAUGCUUAAGAAUGAUUCAUUAUCGAAGUCUCACAAGCAAUGAAAUGAUCUUUCCCAAGCAUCUACUCUACGCAACAAAUCGAAAUACAGAGUAAUUACGAGUGCAACAUAAAAUGGCCCUUGCCUUAUUUAAGAUAACUCUGUACAGCUUGCAGCUGAUUAAUCUUAUUUUGUUUUGGUAUUGAUUGAUUUAAUUAAAGAUUUUCCGCUGAUUUUUGUGAAAUAAAGUGAAAAAAAAGUGAACCAGCUAUUACCUUUAGCGGCACCUCUUUGCUUUGAGUGCGAGUAAUUUUCUUCCCGAGUAACAAUAAGUGCGGUUACGGUCUCAACUUGCGUCAUUGCGAAUAGUGUGUACUAACUCAUUCAAAAAUCACCAAAUUACUUUUAAAAUAAGCAUGACUACAUUCAUCAUGCUUUACGGCCAUGCGGGAGUCUUAAAAGAGUUCCUUUCGUUUUCAGGAUAUCGUUUGUACUUUAAGUAACCAUGAGUAAAAGAGACUCUACAAAGAGGUAGAAACAACAGAAAAAAGGUUCGGAAGCUGCAGAAGAUCACUUCAAAGAGGCUUGCAAAAUAUUUAUGCAAGAAGCAGAUAGACUUCGCUAAAAGCAGGUAGAGAUCGACACCAUGUCGAAGAAGUUGGAACACGUUCAAUUUCCCUCAAUUAUAGAGCUAAAUGUCGGGGGUCAUCGCUUCACAACGACUCUUCGAACGCUUACCAAGGAUCCAGAUUCCAUGUUGGCUGCCAUGUUUUCCGGGAGGCAUGAAAUAGAACGUUGUAAAGACAGUGCUUUCUUCAUCGACCGGGAUGGAACUCACUUCCGGUUUAUACUUAAUUAUCUUCGCAAUGGGGAGUUAAUUUUACCAGAUAGUGCAACAUUUCUCAAAGAGCUCGAAGUUGAAACUAAAUUCUACCUGAUCCAAGGAAUAUUGGACGAGUUGAUGCCUAAAGCCUUGCAGAAUUUCGAAGAAUCAGUCGUUGUGACGAACGAAGAACACCGAAGUGUGCUGAGCGGCUGGUUACCUCAACAAGACGGCAAAUGGCAGCUUCUGAUGCGAGCUUCUGAAGAAGGCUUUCAAGCUCAAACCUUUCAUUCCAAAUGUGACAACAAAGGGCCCACUGUCACCAUCGUGAAGAGCGGGAACAAUAUUUUCGGUGGAUUCACUGAAACAUCGUGGAGCAGUAAGUAUAUUAGUUAG